AUGCCCCUCUCAGCCUGCAGCACGUUCAGCGUCGCACAUCCGCUGCACUGCGGUCGCGCGACGUCGUUCCGCCAGCUGCCGACCGUCAACACGUUCCUCGCGUCGCCCGCGCUGUCGCCGCUGCAGUUGGCCUCGCCGACGAUGGCGCCGGCCAAGACGCACGCCCCGCCCGGCGCCAGUCCCAACAAGAAGAUCCGCAAGAGCCGCGUCGUCUUUGACUUCACCACGGAAGAGAUGGCGCAGUACUUUCACAUGUCGCAACGCGAAGCCGCCCAGCAGCUCGGCGUUGCCACAGUCACCAUCAAGCGCAACUGCCGACGCCUCGGCAUCGUCUGGCCCUACCGCCUCAUGAAGUCCAAGAAACACGCCAUCAACUGGUCGGCCGUCUCGCGCGAAGACGCCCAGCGCAUCCGCCAGGAGCGGGCGCUGGAGCAAGCCAAAGCCGGUCGCUCGCCUUCGGGCCGCAGUCGCUCCCCGUCAGUCUCUAGUUCAACGACCGCUUCCGAAGAUGAGACCGCCGUCACGGUCCGAACGACUACGCAGAGCAGUGGCAGCUGUUGCAAGGGCUCUGCUAUUGCGCUCACAGAAGCCGGUCGCGUCUUUGCACGGCUGCCGCGGGACUGCAUGGCCGCCUUCGAGUAG
Molecule: messenger RNA, 642 nt
Organism: Hyaloperonospora brassicae
Lineage: Eukaryota; Oomycota; Peronosporomycetes; Peronosporales; Peronosporaceae
Source: the annotation of a GenBank genome assembly